CGCAGCGCUUCCCCCGCGCCGUCCUCGCUCCAUCUCUCGCCUCGCUGUCAUCCCAGGAGAGGGAAGAAACCGAGAAAGAAAGAGGCGAGGAGGACGAGGAGGAGGAGGAGGAGAAGAGGGGAUUCCCCCUCCUCGUUGUUCCUUCCUCUCUCUCUCUCUAGCUCUAUCUCUCUUUUCGACGCGCUUCCGGAGGCAUUGCGUCCUCACGUUCUCCUCGUCCUGCCCAAGAGAGACUGCAACAGGAAUGGCUCAACUCAAGUCUCCCUUGGGGGGGAUCAUCAACGAUGUCAAAGGAAGAGCCUCAUGCUACAAGCAAGACUGGAUCUGCGGAUGUCACUCGGGCAUGAGCAUAUUGGCUCCAACAAUGUACAUCUUCUUUGCCUCCGCACUUCCUGUCAUCGCCUUCGGAGAACAACUCAGUAAAGACACCGAUGGAGCUCUGAGCACCGUCGAAACUUUGGCUUCUACCGCCAUCUGUGGCGUCAUACACUCCGUCAUCGGCGGGCAGCCAAUGUUGAUCGUGGGAGUCGCAGAGCCUACCGUGAUAAUGUACACGUACCUGUACAGCUUCGCUAAAGGACGUGAAGAUCUGGGAGGGCGUCUAUACUUGGCCUGGGCAGGAUGGGUCUGCGUGUGGACUGCUGUAAUGCUAUUUCUUCUCUCAAUUUUUAAUGCUUCUGCUAUCAUUAGUAGAUUCACAAGAAUUGCAGAUGAACUCUUCGGAAUGCUGAUCACAGUUCUGUUCUUCCAAGAAGCUAUUAAGGGUGUCGUAAGUGAAUUCAGAGUACCCAAAGGUGAAGACCGAACUCUACCAAUCUUCCAGUUUGAGUGGCUGUACACAAAUGGGCUGCUGGGGAUCAUAUUUGCUGCUGGUCUUCUUCUUACCGCAAUAAAGAGCAGGAGGGCGAGAUCAUGGAAGUACGGCACAGGGUGGCUCAGAGGUCUUACCGCGGACUAUGGUGUGCCUUUGAUGGUCUUGUUGUGGACGGCCAUGUCAUACGCUGUCCCCAGCAAGGUUCCUUCUGGAGUUCCAAGGAGGCUCUUCAGUCCUCUUCCAUGGGAAGCCAAAUCUUUGUAUCAUUGGACUGUUGCAAAGGAUAUGCUGUCUGUUCCUCCAGUGUACAUCUUCGCUGCCAUCAUACCUGCAUUGAUGGUCGCAGGACUCUACUUCUUCGACCACAGCGUCGCCUCCCAGAUGGCACAGCAGAAGGAGUUCAAUCUGAAGAAACCCUCCGCCUACCACUACGACAUUUUGGUCCUCGGCUUCAUGGUUCUGGUUUGUGGGUUGCUCGGAAUCCCCCCUUCCAAUGGCGUCCUCCCUCAGUCCCCCAUGCACACCAAGAGCCUUGCUGUCCUCAAGAGGCGGAUAAUCCGCAAGAAGAUGGUGGAGACUGCCAAGGAGAGCAUAAGGCAGCAAGCGACCAACUCGGAGAUGUACGGGAAGAUGCAAGAGGUGUUCGUCAAAAUGGACGAGGGGUCUACGAGCAUCUCGAUCGAUAAAGAACUGAAGAACUUGAAGGACGCAGUCAUGGGCAACGGCGCCGGCGGAGACGAUUCCAAGGGAGCGUUCGAUCCGGAGAAGCACAUCGACGCCCACUUGCCUGUUCGGGUCAACGAGCAAAGAAUGACCAACCUCCUGCAGUCCCUGCUCGUGGGUGCUUGCCUCGCAGCCAUGCCCGUCAUCAAGAUGAUACCCACAUCCGUCCUCUGGGGUUACUUCGCUUACAUGGCCAUCGACAGUCUGCCCGGAAACCAGUUCUGGGAGCGGACACUGCUUCUGCUCAUCACUCCCAGCCGGCGUUACAAGGUCUUGGAAGGGAUGCAUGCUUCGUUCGUGGAAUCGGUUCCCUUCAGGCAGAUCGCUGCCUUCACGAUCUUCCAGUUCCUUUACCUGCUGCUGUGCUUUGGGGUGACAUGGAUACCCAUAGCAGGAAUCCUCUUCCCAUUGCCAUUCUUCGUCCUGCUCAGCAUCAGACAGCACGUCCUCCCCAAGUUCUUCCAUCCGCACCAUCUCUGGGAGCUGGACGCGGCUGAGUACGAUGAGAUCGCCGGCACCCCUCGCCGCGCUCGCAGCUUUUCGUUUAAGGAAGGAGAAGCGUCGACGUCGGACAGCGAUGACGGCCGUGUGGAAGUGUGCGACGCUGAGAUACUGGACGAGCUCACCACCCACAGAGGCGAACUCAAGCAUCGAAACAAGAGCUUCAACGAUGACAGGUUCCACCAGGUUCAUCCCGAUAAGAACACGCAGAUCGGAUGAAGAAACAGGGCUACAGGGCUGCUGGAUUUUUUUGUCGAGAAGAUGUGAUAGACUCGGAGAGAGAGAGCAACGAACACAACACGCUGAUUCAUCCGCCAUUAUAGAUCGAUCAAAAACAACAAAACACAGCGAAGAUUAGUAUACUUACUACGUGCAAGUAAUUAGCACACCUCUCCUCGUAGCUCCCGUGUCAUUCUGCUUCUUGUGAAACGGAUGAAUUGGCUCUCUCUUUGAUAUCAUAUCGGAUUAUAGUAUUGCUUCA
Messenger RNA from Musa acuminata AAA Group (dessert banana), 2519 nucleotides. RefSeq names its product boron transporter 4-like. NCBI's taxonomy places the organism in Eukaryota, Viridiplantae, Streptophyta, Magnoliopsida, Zingiberales, Musaceae. Gene Ontology annotation, cellular component: plasma membrane. The coding region runs from base 245 to 2257 and encodes 670 amino acids. The transcript is spliced from 14 exons. Gene Ontology annotation, biological process: transmembrane transport; monoatomic anion transport; monoatomic ion homeostasis. Gene Ontology annotation, molecular function: solute:inorganic anion antiporter activity. The record is from RefSeq and is a predicted model, not a curated record.